AUGAAAGUAUUUCAUAAUUUUCGCAAACUAAUGGGAUGUAGUGCGUUGUCUUCAUCACAUGUUCGAAAUAAUUCUCAUUCAUCAUCUGGUCAAUCAAUCGAUUAUCCAUUCCGUUUCCAUCCAGAAUUGCGCCGUGAUAUCCACGGUGAUCCAUUUUCUCAUGAACAACUAUUUGCAUUGCGUAAUGAUGAUGGAAUACGUCAACUCGCAUUAGAAUAUCGUCAUUCACCUCGUGAAUAUUCAAAAUGUUCAAAUUCUACUCAUAUUCAUCCAGAUUUACGCCGUCUCGUACGAAAACUUGCUCAAAUUCAAACAAUAAAUUCCGUUUUGACAGGCUCAUAUCGUCUUGAAAAUGGACAAAAAAUUGAAUUAGAUAGACAUCUUAUGUUAAAAGCAGCCGAACGUACAAAAUUCUAUCCGGAUCAGUACAAAUACAAAACGUCGAGGAAAUUAUAUGAUAAAACAAAUUUUUAUGUACUAAAUGCAGAUUGUCUAGAAGCAGCGUUAUUUUUCAAGAAUCAUUAUAAAGACUGUGAACCAGUCGUAUUAAAUAUGGCAUCGAUGUAUCAUCCAGGAGGCGGAUGGCGCAACGGUGCUGGUGCUCAAGAAGAAAAUCUUCAUCGUCGGACAAAUUUAUUUCAAUGUUUAGAAGAUCCCUAUAAUCAAUUAAAUCGUAAAUGGCCCUAUAAAGUACCAGAACUUGGUGGUAUUUAUACACCAAAUGCUUGUGUAUUUCGUGAUUCUGAAUUUGAUGGUUAUCCAUUUUUCUCACAUCCACAAUAUAUAUCAUUCAUAUCUUCAGCUGCCUACAAAAAUCCAUCGUUAGUAAAAAUUCAACAAACGGGUGAAAUUCAAUUACGUGAUGAAAAAAUUAUUGAAGCGACAAAAAAAAAAAUCGAAGUAGUUUUACAAAUAGCUCAAGAAAAUGAUCAUGAUACAAUCAUCUUGUCAGCAUUUGGAUGUGGUGCGUAUGGUAAUCCAGCGAAACAUAUUGCUCAAUUAUUUAGAGAAGUUUUAUUUGGUGAUGAAAAAUUUUUAAACUCGUUCCGUUUUAUUGUAUUUGCUAUUAUUAAUGAUCAUAAUGCCUAUUCCGAACGAAAUCCUGAUGGUAAUAUUCAGCCGUUUGCUGAUGUAUUUAAUUUGAAAAUUUUGACAUUAAACGAUUUAAAAGACUAUCCUAAACAACAACUAAUGGGGAAAAAUACUGCUUCAGCAGUGAAAAAUUUGAAAAAAUCCGGUCUCGAUCAUUAUUUUAUUCGUAAACCAUGUUCAGCGUUAUUUUCAAAAAAUGAAGAUAUUCUUUUGUAUUCAACAAUUAAUAAAAAAUGUUUACAAUUAUUUUUAUUACUGGAAAAUUUAGAUGAGCAAACUUUACAACAUCAUUUAUGGAUGGUGAAUCUCGAUGAAAAACAAUUGGAAUUAUAUCGUCAUUUGUUAAAUAUAGAAAAAUUACAAGAUUUUUUAACAUUUUUACAUCAAAAAUUACAAUUAAAAGAAUUUGACUUAUUGAAAUCGUCCGCUGACAGUGAAAUCAAUUUAGUUUUUACAAAUUUAGCCACAUCCAAGAAAGAAACAGUCACAAUUACAUUGGAUGAAUUAUCAGAUGAUAUUGAAAAAUUACAUUAUACAACAAAAUUGUUAUUUUAUUUAUAUAAACAAACUGAACAUUUGUCAGUAGAAUGUAAAACGUUGCAACAACGAGUAUCACAAUUAGUGCAAGCAAAACAAAUUGAACGUGGUGAUGGAGAUGGACAAGGAAAAUUGUACGAAUCAAAUUAUCAUAAAUCAACAUUGUUAAAACCAGAACAACGAGCAAAUAUGAGUAUUAUCAAUCCAACGUCGAAAAAGCGAAAACCAGCAAAAGGUGUUAAUUUUGGAGAUGAUGAUUAA
Molecule: messenger RNA, 1890 nt
Organism: Didymodactylos carnosus
Lineage: Eukaryota; Metazoa; Rotifera; Eurotatoria; Philodinida; Philodinidae
Source: the annotation of a GenBank genome assembly